AUGCCUGAUGAUUCGAUCACUUCUCAAGUGGAUUUCACGAAUAAUACCUCGACAAAUACAAACCCAUUCUUAGCACUUGACGACGAUUCAGAUGAAAUUAUCAUCAAUUUAAAUAACAAUUUAUUACUACAAAAUUCAGAAACAAAUACAAACACUCUACAAUAUUUUGAAAUUGAAAAAAUUUCCAAUGUUUUCUCUUUACAAGAUGAUUUGAUUUGGGGCACAGUUUAUUUCGCCAUCUAUGAGGAACAACAACCCCAGUCGGAAUUGCCAUCUUAUAACGCUUUAAUCAUUAAUAAAUUGGGGGUUUCAUAUUUCCAUGAUAUAGAUAUUUCUUCAAAUUCAAUCUAUUAUCCUGCUGUAGAAAAUGUUUUACCCACUUGUAAAAAUUUAAUUGAAAGGAAAUGUCUUGCAGUCACGCUUUUAAAAAGCUUCACUAAUUUAUCCAAAGAUCAAAUAAAAUUAUUGAAAAAUCCAGUUAUAAAUAAUUUAGAAUAUGAUAACAUUUAUACAGGUGAAUUAGCUUCCAAGGCAAAACAUUUAUCUAAUAAAAAAAUGCAAAUUUUCAUUAAAAGAUUAAAUUCUUUAUCUCUUUUACAAAAUAGGCAAAUCACUUCCACCUUAUAUGAUGUAAUUUAUGAAUCUACAGAAAAUAAGAUGGAUUUAAAUAAUAGAUUGGUCUUCCAUUUAGGUGAACAAUUAGAACAAUUAUUUAAUCCAUUAACUGAAUAUUCUCCAGAACAAACAGAAUAUACUUAUAAACAACCAGAUACCCAGCCUCCAACACAAGAGGAAUUAAUGAAAACUCAGCCCACUAUUUAUUCCAUCUGUGAUGAAUUAUUAACUCUUCAAACAAAUUUCACUCUUUUAUUAGUAGAAUUUUUGCAAAAAUUUUUAAUCACUUUAAGAGUAGAAGUAUUAAAUGAUCAAAUCCCCAAUCUUUCCACUAUAAAAUUAAAUCGUCUUUUCCCCCCUACAAUCGAUGAAGUAACAAGAAUUAAUUGUAUAUUCUUAGAUUCUUUAAGAUUAGCUUCUCCAUAUGGUCCAUUAGAAAUUUUAAAAGCUUGUAAUGCAACGAUACCAUAUUUUUAUAAAGCGUAUACAAGGCAUGAAGCUGCUACUAAGAAUUUUAAUAAAGAUAUUAAAUUAUUUUUCAAAAAUUUUGCUAAAAGGAUUCCAAAUCCUGAAAUUUACACUGAAAUGAAAAUUGAUACUAUUAUAAAUGGUCCACAAGAAAAACUAAUGAAAAUAAAAUUAAUAUUGGAUAGAUUAUGGAAUUCAAAUAAAGAUUGGAAUAAAGAUAUUAACCAUGAAGCUUAUAAAUAUUAUUCAAAUACAAUUGAAAUUAUAGAUUCAUUUGGUAGAUUAGAAGGUCCUCUAAGUUCUUAUAAUACAAGAGUAUUUACACCAUCAGGGAAAAUUUUAACUGAAUUAGCCAAAGGUUGGCCACAAGAAUUACAAUAUAAAUGGCUUAAAAGACGUGUUGUUGGUGUGUUUGAUAUAAUUAAUGUCAUUGAAUCAGAUACAAAAUAUGAAAGGCAAUUGCUAGUGAUAUUCAGUGAUUAUUUAGUCUUUUUAGACAUUUUGGAUUCAAAUUCUUAUUAUAAAGAUGAUAUAAACGAUCAUAAUAACAAUCAACAGAAAAAUACAACAAAUAAAAAACCACUUUUAUCAGAUAUUUUAAUGAAUUCUUUAAUAAAUGAAGUUCCAUUACCUCCAAAGAUACCAAAAUUGGUGGUUAAAAAUUUCACUUAUAUCGAUAAUGUUUCAGUAUCAAUUUUUAAUGAUUAUAAAUUAAGGUUCGAUAUUUUGCACGAUUCAAAUGAUAUAGAUUAUUCCUCUUAUUCCAUAAUAGUGAAACUGUUAUCAUCUCAUGGUGUUACUUCAAGAAAAAUUUCAGAUUUAAUAACAAAGGCAACAAUAUUGGAAAAGGAAACCGCAUUUCAUUUAUUUAAAGCAAUAGACGCUAAAUUCGAUCUAUAUUGUACUGCACAUGAAUUGAAUGCUUACGUUAAUGAAAGAAUAAAAUCUAAAUUUGCAAUUUUUUUAAAUUUAUCACCAAAUACUGAAUUAUUACAGCAAAGUAAUCUUUAUAUGGCAAUUUUCUUAAGUUUUAUUGAUGAACCACAAUUCGAAAUGAUUAAAGUUAAUGUCAUUACUAUUGAUGGUCAUACGGAUGAAUUUGAAAUUCAUUCAGAUAAUUUAAUUGAAGUUUUAUUAGAUCAAUUGAAAUAUAGUUUACCAAGAUGUUAUUCAAGCGUUGAUUCGAGUAUAUCAAAUCAAUUGGUAGAUAUUAAUAAAGAUUUAUUAGUAACUUUAUUAGAUUCCUGGACUUCAAACUUAAAUUUAAAUACAAAAAACAUCAUCCCAUUAAAUCAAUCUUCAAUUAUACCCACUUCAAAUAAUAUAGGGCCUGCCAAUGAUUCUACAAUCAAAGACCAUAAAAAGCAAUUAUCAUAUGGUACAAUUACCACUUUCAGAAGUUAUAAAAGCGACAUAAAAGACGUAGAUGAUACAAAUGAGCAAUUAGAAGCUGAUAAUAAUGGUAAGCCAGCUCCUGAAGAUAAUGAAAUUAAAACAAAUAAUUCGACUAGUAAUUUAAAUUAUAAUAAACCAAGUCUUAGAAAUAAUAGUACUUUGGCUGAGGCGUCAAAAAUUGAUAAUUCAAAAAGAAAAAGAUCUUCUUCAAAAGUAAAAUCUUUAGUUGACAUUGGAUUAACUGCAAAACCAAAUUCAUCAAAUUCAUCAAAGAAUGAUUUGAAAAAACAAACUUCAGAGAAAAAGACAAGUGUGAUUUCCUCACAAAGAACCAAACCAAAGAACAAUUCAUCACAAUCACAACAACAGCCACAACAACAACAACAACAACAACAACAACAGCAAAAGAACAAGAAGCAAAAAAAGGGUUUACUUGGUGCGUUUAAGGGAAUAUUUGGUAAGAAAAAUAAAUCACAAGCACAGAAUUCUAAACUUUCAAAACCUACAAAACCUUCAACUUCAAAUCAAGAAAAUGCUAAGCCAGUGGUUUCUAAACCAAUUGUCUCACAACCUCGUAUGCCAUCUGCCGGUAAAUCUUCCAUUGAGAAUGAUAAGAUCAGUUUGCCUUCUAAGCCUACUAUGAAUGCAGCAAGACCUAUCUCAACAAUUACGACAGAAAGCAAAGCUUCUCAAAUAAAAAAUUUCCACGCUCCACCAGCAACUUCUAAUGAUUUCAAACUGCCUUCUGAUAUAGGAACUUCAAAAUCUACUGAUCAAUCAACUUCAAAGAAUAUAAGUAAAGACGAAAACAGUAAUUCAGGGUUACAACUAGAAGAAAGCAGUGCAAGAAUUCAGCAAACCAAUGUUCAACAAAAUGAUCAAAGGAUAUCAUCGGUUAUUCGUAGAAGCGGAGAGUUUACUACAAUUCCAACUCCAAUUGAAAACAAUGCAAUAAAUGCUCAAUCAGCUCCUCCAAUUCCUAAGUCUACGAGACUUCCUCCACCAAUCAUUCCCGCCCCUGGUAAACCAACUGUGGAACUUUCAAUUAAUGACUCAUCUUCUCAAUUAGCAAAUCCUACUUCUAAUCGACAUAAUUUCACUAGAACUAAUGUUGAAACUUCUCCAAUAAUCCAACAGCCACCUCAACCUGAAAAGGCUCAAAAUAUGUUCGAUGGUGACUUAUUUGGUGAUUUAUUACCUACAGUUACUAAUUCGCCUAUUAAAGCGAAAAGAGAAUAUGAGAUCCAGGUACGUGAGAACUCGCCGAAAUAUAAUAAUAUAAAGAAAGAAGAAGAAGAAGAAACUGUAGAUGAUCUAGUCAACAAUCGGAAGAUAGUUAAUGAAUUACAAGAAAAGUUUAAACAAAAUACUAUUAAUCAUGUGCCAUUUGUUGAAACAAAAGAAAGAAUUAAUAAUGACUCUCCUCAGGACAAAGCCAUCAUUUCAACUAAAAUUAAACAAGAACCUAUUGAACCUAAUUUAGAGCAGAUGUUCCCUGUAAUUCCAAAACCAACCCCAAAAAAAUCGACUGUUAACAGAUCUGCAUCUUUUAGAGAAUUAUUUGAAGUCACAAGAUUGGUAUUGGAUGAAAAUGAUGCUAAAUUUAAUUGGAAACGAUUACCGAGUGAUAGAUCCUUAGCACUUGAUAAUGUAGCAAAGAGAGGGCCAAUGGAAGAUAAUGCUUUUAAAAAUAUCGCAGCUAAAAAGCUACAGUCACACCGCAUACCAGCUAAAGUUUUGUUAGAAUCUGCAAUUAAUAGUCAAAAGACAGAAUUAAAAUAUACAUCACCAGAUGAUAAUAAAUUUUCAGAAGCCCCACCAAGUCCUGAAUUUAAAGAUGCGGUUGAUAAUCUUUCCUUAGUAGAGCAAAUGCCUGUUUUCCAAAAUACGAUUGUCAGCAAGGAGAAUAGAAAGUCUACUACUUUAGGAAGGUAUUAUGAAAGCCAUAAAUACCCAGAGGAACUAGAGGAAGACUACCAUGAUACACAUGAGGAAAUUUUGCAAGAAUUUGCUAAUAUUGUAGAAAGCAUAUCAGAGCCUCAAAACACGGGUCGUAAAGGCUCUCCAUUUAAAGUUGUUGGUAGGUCACCUUCUAAAUUUGUAACAAUGAAUACAAACGAUCUAUUUGACUCCCCAAGAUUGAAUAAUUUAAGUCUUGUAGAGGAAGAUCCAGCAAAUAUUUCAUCUGAAUAUAAAUCACUGUCUCCACCUAAAUCUGCUUCAAACAAUUUUAAAUCUAAAGAGUUCACAGAAUCAUCUAAAAGUUUCUCUAAAUCAACUACUAACUUACCAAGUGAAUUUGAACGUUCGAGGCCUAUGAGAAUUUCUCGUAGCUUAGCAAGCUCAAAUGAACCCAAAAAAUUAUCUAACCGAGCACCACGCGUAGUUUCCGUUAGUCCAGUAAGAAAGUUGUCUUUACCUGUCACUAAUACUUCAUCACUAAAUAAUGGGAAACGAUUAUCUAGCAGUCCUGUAAGGAUAUCAAAUGUCAAUAAUCACUCUCAGAAUGUUCCACAAAGCAUACUAAAUGGGAUUGAAACUGAACAAGAAAAUACUAUUACUAGACCAUUCGGCUUAUCUCCACAAAAGAAUGAUACAUCUAUAAGGUCUUCUAUGUUCCAUGAUGAAAAGCUAGCUUCCACUAAGACUUCUAAAGGACCUUCUAAGACAAAUAAUAGCAAUCAAUUACCGAUGAGAACGAUAGAUGGAAGUCCAAUACAAAUUAGUACAUCAGAUGGUAACUUAAUUGGGUUUUCAGAUAUUGUAUUUCCCGAUACUCAUUCUGAGGUAUCUAUUUCCUCAACAAAAAGUGAGCCCAUCGAGAAAUUAAUUCAAUCUUCAUCAAUAUUCAAUGGUAGUCCAAUUGGACCAUCUAGAAUUAUAUCUAAAUCGAAUAAUAAUAGUCCCAUUGAUAGUUCCAAGAUUCAUUCCAUGGCGAUUAAUGGAUCCCCUAUUUUAGCUACAAGAAAACCAGCCAUUUUAGACAAUACUAAAACAGAAGUGAAGGAACUUUAUGAUUCUAGAAGAUAUUCAUCCAGCUUCAAUGAUGGUCUCAGAAGUGUGGUAGGUACUAUGCCGAAUAGCAAUGUCUUAUCUAGAAAUACAUCAGGAAAGACAGAUGGCUCAUCUUUUAUAACAACUAAUUCAAAAAAAUCAUCCAAGUAUUAUUUGGAUGACGCAGAUGUUGAAGAUCCUAGAACUAGAAAGUCAUCUUCCAAAGUACAAGCAUCUAUUGAAAACAAUGAUUCACACAAUUAUGAGCACUUCCCUAAUGAAUUAGAAGGUGAUGAUACAAAUAACACAACAGUAGAAAGGGAAAUUAGUGAUGAACCUGUAGAAGAUGUAAUGGAUGUACACACGGCCUAUGAAUAUUUGGAUGAAUUAGAUUUUAGUUCUUUUGAUAUGACUUUCGGUAGUAUGGGUAACAAUAAUACUUUUUUGUUUAGUGGAGACGAGACACAAUAUCCAAUUCAUAAAAAAUUACAAGAAUCUAAAGAUAAUACCAGAAAAAAUAAGUCGGUUAAAAAUAAUGAGAAUGAAGGUCCAAUAUUUUACCGUAUUCCAAAAAUAAAUACUCAAGGUUCUAUUGCUCCAGUGUCAAAGUCUAAUAAGGCCAAUAAGAAAGGUAAGUAUAAUAAUAGUAAUACUUCCUUUAAUAAGACUGAUGAUGAUGCCAUAUGGGUAUCACCAAGUAAACUUGAAUUAUAUGAUAUUAAUAAACUAAGUGAUUCUGCCCAAAAAAGAGUUAUAAGUGGGGUGCAUAACAAAUUUCAAGAUGGUAUCCUAUGCCAGCAUGGAAUGCCAAUUUCAGAAAGUAAUAUGAACUUUAAUAGUGAAUUAUCAUAUGCAUAUCUAGGUUAUGUCUUAGAUUCUGAUAAAGAUGAAGAUUCUGGACUGGCUUCUGAAGAAUCUAGCCCUCAAAGAUUAGUAUUUACUUAG
Messenger RNA from Henningerozyma blattae CBS 6284, 6417 nucleotides. It is a transcript of the gene BUD3, whose product is annotated as Bud3p. Gene Ontology annotation, molecular function: guanyl-nucleotide exchange factor activity. Bases 1 to 6417 code for a protein of 2138 amino acids. The transcript has a single exon. The record is from RefSeq and is a predicted model, not a curated record. NCBI's taxonomy places the organism in Eukaryota, Fungi, Ascomycota, Saccharomycetes, Saccharomycetales, Saccharomycetaceae.